This is a messenger RNA of Prunus armeniaca (apricot), 381 nucleotides long. Lineage: Eukaryota; Viridiplantae; Streptophyta; Magnoliopsida; Rosales; Rosaceae. The record is from the annotation of a GenBank genome assembly.
AUGGAGUUCCAUGUCGUGACGCAGUUCUGGUUAGAUUUCAUGAAUCAAUUUGAGGUGCAAAUUCUUGCAAUGAUAUUGUCCCAAGUGACUCGGUGUCAUGGAUUCAAGUCACGGAUACAGUCUGCAUUUGUCUCGUCCUUACCAAACUCUGCUUAUCUCUUGAAGAUUGGAAUUCUUAUGGGUUCUUCUCUUUCAUCAGUGCUGAUACUAAUACCUUCCUUCAUGCUAAUGUCUAGGGUUGGCAUCAUCCUCUCAGCAGCAGCUCACGGUGGUAAAUACACCUCCAUAGGCUCGAAGUUUCAUUGGUUUCACGCAGACCAGCAUCAAUUUUCUCGCAGCUUCCAUCAGCAGCAAUUCUGUCUAUCUCAGCUGAAAUUUUGA